AUGGCAUAAACUGAAAUAAGCAAAUCAUUUUUCACUCCAUUUAGCUCGGAUGAUGGUUACUAUAUUUAUGAUAUUAUUAGAUUGGAAGGCGUGUUAAGCCCUUUCUUCAAAUUAUAUUACAAAUUGUGGAACUUCAAUCAUUUUUGGGGGACUUAAUAUUUUUGAUUAUUAAACAACAAUCACAAAGACCUUUAUUCUACCCCCUCACUAUAAAUUGAAGAUCGAAUUCAAAUUCUGGAGGUACCUUUACUUAUAUGUAGAUUGACUCCAUGGAGUGGAUCGGUUUACAAUUUCUAUAUUGAUGGGUUUAAAGCUUAUAAUGAUAAUCCAAAUACAUCUACAGGUACUCAAAUAUGUGGUAUUGGCACUGUUGGAGAAGUUUAUUAAAUUAGUAGAGAAAUCGAUCAUAAUGGCAACAGUGCUAUAGCUACAUUAAUUUCACAUUAGGUUGGUGCAUCAUGGGGGAUCUCUGAUUUCAUAAUUUACGUUUAAAAAUGUCCAGAAGGAUGUGAUUUCUGUGAUUUAACUGGAAACUGCUAAAAUUGGAAUAGAGUGCUGGCGUAUUUUAAUACAAUUUUUUUCUCUGACGGAUAAGGAUGGGAAAGAGAUAAUUUUGAAUUUAGUGGUACUCAAUAAUGUGGAAGUAUUUAAGUAUUAUAAUUAGGUUUUUAUUUUUAUGGCUAAUUUUUAAUGUCUGAAAUGAUUUCAAUUGAGUUAAAUUUACCUGAUCCACAUACAAAGUAUAAGUUUUAAUUUAAAUUUUUAUGUGCAUAUAUUACAGGUUCUAUUACAAUAAAGGUAUAAGCGAAUAAUGUAGUACUAACUAAUACUGCAUUUCCUUUAAAUAUUAUCACAACUUCUAAUAACAUAUGUGGGUCAUAUUUCAAAUUAGAUAAAAUUGCUUUAGGAGAAUUUUUUAGUACAGACUCAAUAUUGACUAUUACUAUUGAAAUUUCAGCGUUUUCUACAGUAUCUGCUGCUAUUCCAUUUUAUGGUAUAAGAGAUUUUGAACUAUUUACAGAUGCAGAAAAAAAACAGGUUUUAGAUGGAAGUAUUAUUUGCAACGAUGGAAAUAUAUAUGCUUUUGAUGGUUGUUUUUCUUCAAUAUAUGAUUGUCAUGAAGGUUGCAAUAAUUGUGUCAAGGGUCUAUGCACUUAAUGUUUGACCCCUUGGAAAUUAAAUACAAUAUCUGGAUAGUGUUUGCCUAAUUGUGGAGAUUAAAUUGUUGUGCCUUAAGAAGAGUGUGAUGACGGAAACUAGAUCCCUUAUGAUGGUUGUUAUGAGUGUAAGUUUUCAUGCCCUUUAAAUUGUAUUUCUUGUUAAUUUGGUUAAUGUUUGCUUUGUAAUUCAUUAUAUUAUUUAAUUAAUAAUCAAUGUGAAUUUACUUGCUAUAAUGAAAAUAAUGAAAGUAUAUAUGAGUAUUCUGUCUAAAAAUAGGAAGGAAAUUAUUGUUAAAUUUUUAAUUUUUUGUCUAAUUUGUAUAUUUAAAAUGUAGUAAUAAAUACAGAUAUUGAUAUUAUAUCUUAAUAAGAUACAAUUCAAUGUACAAUUGAUAAUUAUGGAAUUUUUGCAUAUUAAUAUAACAUAUGCUAUUUUGAGACAUCCUAAAAUUGUAAAGUUUCCUUUUUGAAUAUAUGUUAGAUUUGUUAGGACAAUUUUUAACUUAAUAAUAAUAAUUUAUGUAUUCCAGAAUGCGGAAAUGGAAUAGUCUAAGAAUAUGAAUUUUGUGAUGAUGCUAAUAUUGAAUAAUUUGAUGGAUGCUAUUAAUGUCAAAGUAAUUGCUAAUUAGAAUGUUUGUAAUGCAGUUAUUCUUAAUGUUUUUAAUGCAUAGAAGGAUGGAAUUUAAUUGAUUUUAAAUGUGUCGCUACAUGUGGGGAUGGUCUAAUUGCUUUGCUUUAAUAAGAAUAAUGUGAUGAUUAAAAUGAUGAGAGCAAUGAUGGAUGUUUUGAAUGCAAAUUAGAAUGUAGUUAGAAUUGCUAAUUUUGUAAUAAAAAAUUGGAUUGUGUAUAAUGUGAAAAGUAUUUUGAAAUUAAAAAUUAUAUAUGUGUUCCAAUUUGUGGAGAUGGAAUAGUGGUAGAAGGAUUUGAAUAAUGCGAUGACGGAAAUAACAUUCAAUAUGAUGGUUGUUAUGAAUGUUAAUUUUCCUGCAAAGAUGAAUGUUAAAUUUGCAAUAAAGAUAAAUGUUUAGAUGAUCCAUAGACUAUUUUAUGUGAAAUAGGAUAUUAAUUAAUUGAUAACUAAUGUCAUUCAAUUUGUGGAGAUUCAAUAAUCACAUCAAAUGAAUAAUGUGAUGAUGCUAAUGAAAUACCUUUUGAUGGAUGCUAUUAAUGUUAAUUUUCUUGUUCAUAAUAGUGCUUAAAUUGUAUAGAUGGAUAAUGUUUAAAAUGUGAACUUGAUUAUGAAAUUCAGAAUAAUAUUUGUAUAGAUAUUUGUGGCAAUGGUUCUAAAUCAGAAUUAGAAGAAUGCGAUGAUAAUAAUUAAGUAUCUCAAGAUGGAUGUUCUGAUAAAUGUGAAAUUGAAAUUAAUUGGUAAUGCACACAAAUUAAUUUUAAGACUAGUUAAUGUCUUUAAAUGAAACCUCCUAAACUUAAUUUAAUAUAUUUAAAUUAAACUAAUGACUCAUAAUUCAUUUAAUUGUAAAUUACAAGCAAAGUCAAAUUACAAAAUUCUGAAUAAAACUUCACCGACAAUUUGA
Paramecium pentaurelia is the source of this 2695-nucleotide messenger RNA. The record is from the annotation of a GenBank genome assembly. NCBI's taxonomy places the organism in Eukaryota, Ciliophora, Oligohymenophorea, Peniculida, Parameciidae.